AUGUUAUCAUUCUCUAUUAAUUAUUUCUUAUUUCUAUGGCUAUUAGUCAUUGUUAAUACUGAUGGAAAGAAAUACACCAGCAAAGAAAAUGUAAUAGUCUACGUUAAUAAAGUUGGCCCGUAUUCAAACCCUCAAGAAACUUAUCAUUAUUAUUCACUUCCUGUUUGUCGCCCGUCAAAAAUUGUAUCAAAAGAUUUAACAUUAGGUGAAGUUCUUUCAGGUGAUCGAAUGGCUCAUUCUUUAUAUGAAAUACAAUUCAAUGAGGAUGUCACUAAUAAACAAUUAUGUUCAUUAACAUUAAAUUAUGGAGAAAUCAAUUCAUUACGAUUAGCAAUAGAAGAAUUUUAUUAUUUUGAAUUUGUUGUUGAAGAUAUUCCAAUUCGAGGUUUUGUUGGACAAGUUGAAGAAACAAAUUUAUUUCCACAUAAACAUCAUAUUUAUGUUUAUACACAUCAUCAUUUUGAUUUUCAUGUUAAUGAUAAUCAAAUUGUUUAUGUUAAUAUAAGUACAAAAGAACAUCCACCAACAUCAAUAGAUGAUGAUGCAGCAACAUCUCUUAAACUUGAAUAUACUUAUUCAGCUAAAUGGCAUAAAACAGAAACAUCAUAUAAAGAUCGUGCAAAAUAUAUUGCUAAUACAGGAUUUUUUCCUGAAACACUUGAAAUUCAUUGGUUAUCUGUUAUUAAUUCUAUGGUACUUGUUUUUCUUCUCAUUGGUUUUGUUGUUAUUAUUCUCUCUCGUAUAUUAAAACAUGAUUUAAAUCGAAUGAGUGAUGAAGAUGAUGAUGGUUCACCUGAAGAAGAAAAUGGAUGGAAAAUAAUUCAUACUGAUGUAUUUCGUUUUCCAGUUAAUCGUGAAUUAUUUUGUUCAAUACUUGGUGUUGGUAGUCAAUUUUUAUCAAUAUUUACAGGUAUACUUAUAUUUGCUGUUUGUGGAAUGUUUACUGUACAUCGUCAUGGUUCAUUAAUGGCAUCAGGUGUUAUAUUAUAUGCAUUUACAUCAUGUAUUGCUGGUUAUAUGAGUGGAAGAAUGUACCGUCAAUUACAAGGAGAACAUUGGACAUGGAAUAUUAUUUUAACAGCAAAUCUUUUUACAGUACCAUUUUUUGUUAUUUGGUGUAUAAUUAAUACAUUUGCAUGGGCACAUGGAACAACACAAGCAUUACCAUAUACAACUGUACUUAUUCUUGCUUUUAUGUGGCUCCUUGUUGGAUUUCCAUUGACAGUUUUGGGUGGAAUAUUUGGUAAGAAUUGGUCAGGCAAUUUUGAUGCACCAUGUCGAACAAAAAAUAUUUCACGUGAAAUACCUCAAGUAGCUUGGUAUCGUACAAGUGUUGCACGAAUGUUAAUUGGUGGUUUCUUACCAUUUUCAGCAAUCAGUGUUGAACUUUAUUAUAUAUUUUCAACAUUUUGGGGUCGUGAACAUUAUAUGUUAUAUGGAAUUUUAACAAUUGUUUUCAUUAUCUUACUCUCUGUUACAGCAUGUAUAUCGAUUGCAUUAACUUAUUUUCAAUUAGCUGCCGAAGAUUAUCGAUGGUGGUGGCAAUCAAUAAUAACUUCUGGAUCAACUGGUUUAUUUGUAUUUUUAUAUGCAGUAUUCUUUUAUUUUAAUCGUUCGAAAAUGCGUGGUACAUUACAAACGUUACAAUUUUUUGGUUACACAUCAGUAGUUUGUUAUGUAUUCUUUUUAAUGCUUGGCACGGUUGGCUUUUUCUCUUCACUUCGUUUUAUUCGAUAUAUAUAUGUUAAUAUUAAAAUGGAUUAG
Adineta steineri is the source of this 1764-nucleotide messenger RNA. NCBI's taxonomy places the organism in Eukaryota, Metazoa, Rotifera, Eurotatoria, Adinetida, Adinetidae. The record is from the annotation of a GenBank genome assembly.